GGAUUUGAGAAACCUUUUGAUGCCUGCUGUGGAGGGGGCGGUCCCAAUAAUUCUGCUGUACCGUGCGGAGAUCCAGGUUUUACAGUCUGCAGCGAUCCAUCAAAGUACGUUAGCUGGGACGGAUUGCACCUAACAGAGGCGGCUUACAGGGAAAUUGCUCUUGGGUUAUUACAAGGAUCAUACACCACUCCUUCCAUGAACCAGGUAUGCCCGCACAUAGAGCAGUAUGCUUCUAAUCUCCGGAACGCUUCUAGCCGACCACCUGUGCAAACAUACAGUGCUGUUCUUUAGUGAAAAUAAUAACAACAAUAGCAAAAUAAUGAUAAUAAAUAAAUGUAGUUGAAUUAAAAAAAAAAAUGUAGCACUGUUUUCCUAAAAAAGUAGAGAAAACGAUGCCCUAUAUGUACUGUGGCCAUAGGGGGAUGUUCUCACACCUCAAAUAUUAUUUGUGUGCCAUUCACAUCCCACAAACUUGGGAAUUCCAUUGUUUGCCACAGUACAGAUGUUGUGGUAUUUUAUGGAGAACAAUGUACACUGUUUGACAUUAAUUAUUUGGGUGAUGUUUUCUCUUAUUAUUAUUCUUUAUAAAUGUGAAAGAUUGU
Molecule: messenger RNA, 602 nt
Organism: Elaeis guineensis (African oil palm)
Lineage: Eukaryota; Viridiplantae; Streptophyta; Magnoliopsida; Arecales; Arecaceae
Source: RefSeq, a predicted model, not a curated record